Molecule: messenger RNA, 1577 nt
Organism: Ceratina calcarata
Lineage: Eukaryota; Metazoa; Arthropoda; Insecta; Hymenoptera; Apidae
Gene: uri
Product: unconventional prefoldin RPB5 interactor
Exons: 7
Coding region: 357-1577 (406 amino acids)
Biological process (GO): negative regulation of transcription by RNA polymerase II; negative regulation of phosphatase activity
Molecular function (GO): chromatin binding; phosphatase inhibitor activity; transcription corepressor activity
Source: RefSeq, a predicted model, not a curated record
UGAACAUUUAUCAUACACUUAUAUACAGGGUGUAUAAAAAUUAUGUCACGAUCACAUCUACAGUCGUAAACCAUCAGCUGACGUGAGGUUAUGUUUUCGAGGAUGAGAGCAGAUGAGAGCUCGACGAAUUCUAACAAAUCGAGAUAAUUCACGAUCGAAACUAUGAUUAUUUUAUUUCAAACUGAUGCGUGACCGAAAAUUGUAUGAAUCUAAAAUCUGAACGAAGUUCCGAUGCCUAACGAACACUUGUUACAAAUACAAGAAUAAGAAAGAAUAUUUGUAGCUGUGCUGUUAAUAAACGUUGUCAAAUCGCUUCGUUUUGUAUGUGAAAAAUAUUGUUAUUCUGUAGUUAAACAAUGAAUUUCGAGGGUGACGUUCAAAGGGUUCAACGCGCGCUUCUUAAACAAGCUCUCACGAAGGGGAUCGAAAGGAAUGAGGAACAGUGUAAAGUAUGGUCGGCGUACAAAAAUGGCCAUGAGAAAGUCACAGAAGCGUUACAGACUUUCCAGAAGGAGUUGUACAGAGCUUUGAUGAAAGGCAAACUGAUUCACACUAAUGAAGUCCUCGCCUCCUUGGGCGAUGGGUACUUUGCGAAGUACAGUGCUGCAGGUGCGACAGCUCUUUGCCAAAGGAGGAUACAAAAAGCUGAGGAGAUGUUAAAGAGUCUGAAUGCAGAGAGGGAUUUGUUUGAAACGAGAAUUCUGGCAUCAGAAACUAAUCUGUUUGAAGAACCUGCUGGUGGUGAAAUCGUGGAACAUUGGAACGAAGAUCAAAUCGCAGAAUGGAAAAAAAAGCACAGAGAAAAGGAGAAAGAGUAUCAUGAAAAAUUAGCGAAAAUCCGACAAGAGGAAAGAAAGAAGAUAGAGACUGAGGAGGACUUGUUUAAGAGGGUGGAUCAACUUGAACUGGAAGAGGAAUUAGUCGAUGAACUUAAUAGACUGGAAGAUGAGAAGUAUGAAAUUCUACGAGGAGAGUUGGGAGAAGAAUGCUAUUACGAAUCAGAAUCUUCGUCAGAGAGUCAAGAAGACGAUGUCAAUGACGAAGUAGAAGACUCCAAAGAAGAAAAUAAGGAAGUCCCUUCUGCUAAUAAAGAAGAACCGGAAGAAUCAUCAAAAGAUACUCGUAAACAUAGAAAAUCGGUUUCAUUCGUAGACGCAGAUACUCUGAAAGAAGAAAAGAAGAAUUCAUCAAAAAUAGAGGAUGAAUCUAGCAAAGAGGAUGAUAUACUUAGAAUAGAAUUCACGCAUUCCGAGAAUACUCCGUCGGAGAUUUCAGAGGGAGAUUUAAUAAGAACGCCGGCGUAUAUUUACAGGUUGUUUUCGAGGCCGAAAUCGAUUCUCAAGAGAUCUCCCAACGAUCUGACUCCCGUACAAGAUGCUCCACCGGAGUACAGCACAGACGACGAGGAAGACGACGACGAAACUGUCAGACCCUCCGCGUAUGAAAACGUAAUUCUCGUCAUUUAUACAUUCACGAUUCACUCGCGAUUGGUCAAUUUUCACCGACUCUUCACUGACGUUACAUCGGCCACAGGUUUAACCAAUGAGCCGAAUAAGAAUCAGAAAAUUAAUCAUUGA